This is a messenger RNA of Priapulus caudatus, 485 nucleotides long. Its product is annotated as Krueppel-like factor 6. Lineage: Eukaryota; Metazoa; Priapulida; Priapulimorpha; Priapulimorphida; Priapulidae. The record is from RefSeq and is a predicted model, not a curated record. Gene Ontology annotation, biological process: regulation of transcription by RNA polymerase II. The annotation marks the transcript as partial. The transcript has 2 exons. Gene Ontology annotation, molecular function: DNA-binding transcription factor activity, RNA polymerase II-specific; RNA polymerase II cis-regulatory region sequence-specific DNA binding.
UCUCUCUUUCAUCAGACGUGCCUCGAGAUGGAGCGAUACCUGAAGGACGAACCCAAACUGAAGUCGUACCGCAAGCUGGACACCGAGCUCGACCAUCCGUGGAGCCGAUUCAUCAUUCCCAAGGACUGCGACUCGAAAGCCAACUCGACCGACGACUCCGACUCGGAGACGCGCCUGGGCGGACUGGCGAGCCUUGACAUCAACGAUCGACACCUUGACAGCGUCAGUCUCAGCUCCGCCUCCAGUUCCAUGUCUUGGGACAGCAGCGGCGAGCCGCACGAACAUUCCCCGGGAGGAGGAAGAGGAGCGGCGGCCGUGGCGGCGGCGCGUUCGCCCGUGAAACUGUCUCGCAUGGACGGGAGUCCAGACGCGCGCCGGCGGAUACACAAGUGCCAAUACACGGGGUGCAAGAAGGUCUACACGAAGAGCUCUCACCUGAAGGCGCAUCAGCGCACGCACACAGGUAAGCAGGCUCGCGGGGGAAG